Molecule: messenger RNA, 1482 nt
Organism: Penicillium waksmanii
Lineage: Eukaryota; Fungi; Ascomycota; Eurotiomycetes; Eurotiales; Aspergillaceae
Product: MFS transporter
Exons: 4
Coding region: 1-1482 (493 amino acids)
Biological process (GO): transmembrane transport
Molecular function (GO): transmembrane transporter activity
Source: RefSeq, a predicted model, not a curated record
AUGUCUACCGACACUUGCAAGUCUGGGACAGACUUGGAAGCUACCCGAGAACAGCCAGCUGCUGAUAAGUCGGAAGUCGUGGAUCCUUAUUUGGUUGAAUGGGAUGGACCUAACGAUCCUGGACUACCGAUGAACUAUCCAUUCUGGAAGAAAACACUGAUCACCUUCAUUUUCAGUACAUUGACCACCUGGGUCACCUUUUCUAGCAGUGUAUUCAGUGCUGCUUCUGGAGUUACCUCGCAAGAGUUUCAUGUUUCAGUUGAAGUUACAACUCUGGGAACAAGCCUCACUGUUCUGGGGUUUGCGAUAGGACCACAGAUUUGGGGGCCCUUAUCUGAGCUAUAUGGCCGAUUGCGACCUCUCUAUAUCGGAUAUGCAAUAUUCAUCAUCUUCCAAAUCCCCGUCGCUGUUGCUGAGAACCUUGAGACCUUGAUGCUUGCCCGUUUCCUGUUGGGAUUUUUCGGCACAUCCGCCCUUGCGAUUAUACCAGGUGCUUUGGCAGACUUUUGGGGUCCUGUGGAACGCGCGAUUGCAAUCUCUUUGUUUUCUGCAGCUACCUUCGUGGGACCGAUAUUCGGACCGAUCGUUGGUGGCUUCAUUGUCGAAUCACAUCUGGGUUGGCGAUGGACUGCCUGGAUCACCAUGAUACCGGCGUCAUUUUUUGGCAUAAUUGCCUUUCUAGUUUUACCCGAGACAUACCAUCCUGUUAUCCUCCAGCGUCGUGCCAGCCGUCUCCGUAAGUCGACAGGUAUUUGGGCGUACCGUUCUCGUCUAGACGAAAAGACGCCGACAUUCAGCGAGAUAUUGACCAAAUACCUUUUCCGACCGAUGCAAAUGCUUUUCCUCGAGCCGAUUCUUGUCUGCAUGACCAUCUAUAUCUCGCUUAUUUACGGAAUCCUAUACCUAUUCUUCGUCGCAUAUCCUAUCGCUUUUCGACAAGUCCGGGGUUGGAAUAACGAGGGGGUUGCAGCAUUGCCUUUCCUGGGGAUAUUAGUUGGGGUUCUUCUGGGCUGCCUUGUCGUCACUGUCGCAACACGCCUGUGGUACGCUCCAAAAGUACGCAAUGGCUCUGUCGUGCCAGAAGAUCGUCUUCCUCCCAUGAUUGUGGGCGCCUUUCUUCUGCCGAUCGGGUUAUUUUGGUUUGGAUGGACAUCCAACCCAAGUAUCUCAUGGGUGCCACAAGCAAUCGCUGGUGCACCGAUCGGAAUGGGGAUUUUGAUGAUCUGGAUGCAAGGCCUCAAUUAUUUGAUCGACGUGUAUUUGAUUGUUGCCAAUUCAGCUAUAUCAGCGAAUACUCUCAUUAGAAGCGCGGUUGGCGCUGCGUUCCCUCUGUUUGGAACUUACAUGUAUAAUAGGUUGGGAGUCGACUGGGCUACGUCACUCCUCGGAUUUCUUUCUAUUGCAAUGAUUCCGAUACCAGUUGUAUUCUAUUUCUAUGGUGCAAAAAUUCGGGCGUUGAGUCGCUUCACCCCAAAGAUAUAG